AUGCCGUUGUCAUACAACAAGUUAGACCCCAGUGCCAAACAAAUUCGUCUUUUGACUAUCUUUCCGGAUGAGAAUGACGAGAACCUUGUUCGAGCAUCUCUCCACACCGCGUCUCUCAAUGAUGCCUGCGACUUCGAAGCCCUGUCCUACGUAUGGGGCGACACUUCUGUGACCGUUGACAUCUCGGUUGAUGACUGUAUAGUCGGUGUAACAGCGAAUCUGCAUGCUUUCUUGUGGGGACUUCGCCAGCCUAAUUCAGAACGCAUGGUGUGGGUUGAUUAUGUCUGCAUCAAUCAGAACGAUAUCUCGGAGCGGAACUCGCAGGUUGUCUUGAUGUAUCAAAUAUAUUCAACUGCCAGGUCGGUGGUUGCUUGGUUGGGAGAUCUGGAGCCGGAAGCACUGGAGCUCAUCGAGUGGUAUCAUGCCAACCAGAAGGGGUUUUACUUCGAAAGCACCGGUCUUGAUCUUUUCGAAGCUAUAGUAGUGCUCUUGGUAUCUGCUAAAGCACUGUGUGCCGCGCAGUAUUGGCAUCGGCUAUGGACAUUCCAAGAGUGGCAUCUCUCAAGAAAUGCCGUUGGAACAUCUUCAAGCAAUUGA
Molecule: messenger RNA, 597 nt
Organism: Aspergillus piperis CBS 112811
Lineage: Eukaryota; Fungi; Ascomycota; Eurotiomycetes; Eurotiales; Aspergillaceae
Exons: 2
Coding region: 1-597 (198 amino acids)
Source: RefSeq, a predicted model, not a curated record